This is a messenger RNA of Aspergillus alliaceus, 647 nucleotides long. RefSeq lists its product as uncharacterized. Lineage: Eukaryota; Fungi; Ascomycota; Eurotiomycetes; Eurotiales; Aspergillaceae. The coding region runs from base 146 to 340 and encodes 64 amino acids. The transcript has a single exon. The record is from RefSeq and is a predicted model, not a curated record.
GUACCUUUGGUUUUUCUGCACCUACGACUAGAUAUCAUUAAUCGUCCAGGCCGCUGGUUGUGCCCUUUCCUCAGCGGCACUUUCGGACCCAAAUGGAGAUACGAAGCCCGGAACGUACAUAAUUGUGGGUGGUAUAGUGUUCCAAAUGAUGACUAUCACCGUGUUUACUAUUUGUGCCGCUGAUUUACUAUGCCGUAUCGUCCGCCGCAGAUUGCUUUAUCUGAUAACAAGAGAAGUGAAACUGUUUCUGAUUGAUACCACAACUUCCGUGGCGUGCAUAUAUAUUCGAAGUAUUUAUGAAUCAUUGAGCUGCUGCAGAGUUGGUCUGGUUGCCUUAUAACGCAUGAGAAGUACUUCGUUGCCUUCGAUGGAGCUAUGAUGGUAGCAGCAGUGGCCGUGUUCAACUUUUUCCACCCUACUCGACUUAUACCGGCCGAUAUGGUUCAGUGAACGGGGCGUUCGCAUCUAUAGGUCAUGAAAUGGCACCUUCCAGGACGAAUAGUUCUCCCGCAAAUGUACUAUGGUAUGCUUGUAGAUACGGGCCUACACAGUCAAAAUAGAUCGGCUCACCGAAGCCUAGGCUGAGCCCACGAAAAUGGGAUUGGAUGCCUAGAGCCGAUGGAUGAAGGAUCUGUGCUUCCUAUUUU